AUGUCCACUCAAAUCCCUCUUGCCACCCCGCCGUCUUCUAUACACUCCCCUUCACCUAACUCGGAAGCUGUGCCUCUUCCCACUGCUGCGCCCCCAUCCCCGUCUCGCAAACCCAUCGAUGGCUUGCCCAAAAACAAACAUUCACGAACUCUGUCAAACCCAUUCAAACCCUCUCGCACUGUGUCCUUUCCCAACACGAACGCCCCUGCGCCGUCUGUCGCUGCCAACGACCGUAUUGCCGAUGAUCCCGCGCGUCCACGAUAUCAUUCAACCAUCUCCAAACACUCGGUGCCUAAAACCGAAUCGAAAACGUUUGGUUCCAAAUUGCAGUCAUUGCGCAAGAAGAUCGAGAAUGAAUUGUCCCGCAAGCGACAAGGACCUUCGGCGCCAGUCAGUCAAGGGGCAAAGCGCGGUGGUAAGAAGCCGCAAAAAGGUACCGUCGCUGGACUUCGACCUAGCCCCGCCUUGACUGUGCCGGAGAGCAUGAGCGUAGCCGAUGCUAGUCAAUUGUGCGCCGCCAAGCGAACCGAUUGUGUUUUGGUGGUGGAUGAAGAGGAAGGCCUCAGUGGGAUCUUCACCGCCAAAGAUCUGGCUUUCCGUGUGACCGCGGAGGGUCUUGAUCCGCGUGUAACCUCUGUAGCGCAAAUCAUGACCAAGAACCCCAUGGUCACGCGUGACACUACCAGCGCGACCGAAGCCCUGCAACUCAUGGUCAGCCGCGGCUUCCGCCAUCUGCCGGUAUGCAACGAAGAUGGAGACGUGGCAGGACUGCUGGACAUCACAAAAGUUUUCCAUGAAGCCCUCGCUAAGGUAGAACGGGGCUCAAAUGCGACAUCUCAACUCUCCGCAGCUCUGGCAGGGGUGCAGACUGAGCUCGGCCCAGCCAUUUCGGCCAAUCCACAAGCAGCGGCCAUGAUGGCCUAUGUCGAUGCGUUACGAGAGAAGAUGGCACAACCGGAUCUGACCACCGUCAUCGACACGAGUCUUCCCCCGCCGACCGUCUCUCCGCGGACGUCUGUGAGAGACGCGGCCAAACUUAUGAAAGAGCGUCGAACCACCGCGGUGUGUGUGAUGGAAACCAAUCUUGGCACCAGUGCGGUCAGCGGUGCAAGUGGUCAGAACGGUCUACCCAGGAUCGCCGGUAUCUUCACAAGCAAAGAUAUCGUUCUGCGUGUCAUAGCUGCUGGUCUGGACGCUCAGCGAUGCAGCGUGGUCCGAGUCAUGACCCCUCAUCCGGACACUGCUCCACCUACGAUGGUUGUGCAGGACGCACUGAAGAAGAUGCACAAUGGUCACUAUCUCAAUUUGCCAGUCGUCGAGUCUGAUGGUCGACUGAUUGGUAUCGUUGACGUGCUCAAACUUACUUAUGCCACUUUGGAACAGGCGAGCUCUUACGAUAAGAUCGAAAAUAUGAAUGGAGAAAAUCACAACGAUGGUCCUGUUUGGGGCAAAUUCUUCGACACGCUCGGUACGGCCGGUGGGGACGACGAUACUGCCUCUGUCGUAUCACACUCUGACCGUCCUGACACUCCCUCUCGACAUUUGCAUAAUCGUGGCAUGUCCAGUCUCACCUCUCCCAUCUCGGAACUCAUGCCGAAUGAUUCCGCUUCUGUGGUGGACGAGGGAUCCUCAGAAGUCGGUAAACGUGGUGGGGCUCCCUCGUCUGUGGCAGCAGCGCCUCAGAUCGUUGACGAUGGCACUUAUAUCUUCAAGUUUCGCACGCCUUCUGGUCGAACACAUCGUUUCCAAGCGCGCCACGACAGUUACGAACUCCUCCGCGACAUUGUGUAUGGUAAAUUGGUCGUCGAUCCAUUCUUCUCUGGUGAAGGUGCUACGGAAGGUCAAACGAUUCAUAUUCCCGACCCUAACGCCUUCAUUUUAUCUUAUACGGAUGACGAAGGUGACAGUGUUACCAUGACCGCCGAUGGGGACGUUGCGGAUGCCGUACGAAUCGCAAAGGGACAGAAGAGCGACCGCGUGGUUCUCAUUGUCGAUGGUGGUAAAGCGUGGGAACAAGCCGCAAGGGAUCUGGGUGGGGACAAAGCUGUGGAGAAGUUGAAACAGGCUGAGGAUGUAAAGAAGGUGGAUGAGGAGGAUCAGAAGCUGGAACAACCGACUGCGGAUCCAGCUGUUAGUCCUACGUUUGGGAAAGCGGGGGUGGUACAUAGCCACGGACCAAGUCCAGGGACACCAGGCGUGCCAGAAUUGAUCGGAGGAGUUUUACCAAAGGAAAUGGCUUUACCUGCUGCAGUUGGAUUUUUGGGGGUGGUGAUAUUGGGAGUGUUCAUAGCUACACGUGGGAGCAAGUGA
Tremella mesenterica DSM 1558 is the source of this 2310-nucleotide messenger RNA. RefSeq lists its product as uncharacterized. Lineage: Eukaryota; Fungi; Basidiomycota; Tremellomycetes; Tremellales; Tremellaceae. Bases 1 to 2310 code for a protein of 769 amino acids. The transcript has 5 exons. The record is from RefSeq and is a predicted model, not a curated record.